UCGAAAAACGUGUUUAUACCAAGUAUUAGCAAUUUUUUAAGCUUCAUAUUCUUCUGAGAGGCUCACAGACGUCCAAAAAUGGCUGAGUUCGUCCAACAUAACAUUGAGGGAAUGAUUCCCGAGUUAGAGCAGAUGGAACGAGUGGGUCUGUUUACUGGACCAGAGACGAGGCAAAUACUAAAGAAAAGGAAAGGCUUUGAAUACAAACUACAAAGGAAAACUAAAAAGAAAGAUGACAUAUUACAAUACAUUCAGUAUGAAACAAAUGUUCUGGCUUUGCUGAAGAAAAGACGACAGAAUAUCGGGUAUACAUUUAAAAAGUUGGAGAUUGAUAAUGCCAUAUCCCAAAGAAUACAUAAGUUGUUCAGGUUGGCUACAUACAGGUUUCAGGAUGAUGUAAAGCUAUGGUUGUCCCAUGUUCAAUUUUCCAAAACAAGGAAAGAGAAAACAACAAUCAGUAAGCUGUUCACUCAAAUGUUACAAGUCCACAACAGGAAACCAGACUUGUGGAUUGGUGCAGCCAAGUGGGAGUUUGAAGAAAACAUGAAUCAUGAGAAUGCCCGUCAUAUGCUCCAGAAGGGUAUUAGAUUCAACCCAUCCUCCAAACAGCUCUGGCUAGAGUAUUACCGAAUGGAACUUUUGUUUGCAGAAAAGCUCAGGAAAAGAAAACAGAUUGUGGAGAGUGAGUUACCUGAUGAGGAGGAUGUGGAUCAGGAUGCAGUGCUGGCAGGAAGUGUGGCAGCUGUAGUUUACAAGCAAGCAAUGCAGGAGUUUCCAGAUGAUGUAAUAUUUGCAUUGUCCUUCCUACCAAUUUGCCAGCUGUUUGAUUUUGCCAAAAAUCAGGAGAAAGAUAUAUUCUCUGAUAUACAGAAAUGUUUCCCAGACAGACCAGAGACCUUUGAUGCAAUAGCAAGACAACAUAUCCACACAGCAUCCACAAUUGACAACAUGGAGCUUAAAGAAAAGGAAAUUCAGAAAUGCUAUGAUGUGUACCAAGAGGCUGUUACCAAAAUGCCAGGAGGUGAGAUCUGGGACCUUUACAUGAAAGCUUGUCUGGAUCUGAUUGAAAUGAAAUUGCCCAAGAAAACACCUCUUCCUGAACGGAGGAUACACAAAUUGCUAGCAGUCUUUGAAGAGGCCGUUGGGAACAAAGCUGUCACACCAGAUAUGUUUGAGAAAUGGGUGGAUGUUCUAGCCAAUGUAGGUCUGGUAAAGGAGCAGGCCAGAGUAUAUGAACUUGCCACUACCCACCAUCCUAAGAUUGUCUCUUUAUGGAAACAGAGGUUACAGGUAUUCAUCAGAACUGCUCCUACCCACAGCCAGGUUGUCGAGAUGUUUCACACUGCAUGUAAUCAAGUCCCAAAAAAGAAGAGUCUUCCCCUGUGGCAGUUGGUUCUGGACUACUGUAUCGCCAACAAAUCAGAUUUAACCAACACAUUAUUUGAGAAAGGUGUUAAUAGCCAUCGGACAGUAUCAGGACCUGUGAAGGUGCUUUACUUACAGUGGACUUACAUGUCUGCAGGUAUCAGCCAAACUCGGGAUCUCUAUAAAAGGUUUAUGCAGGCUGGGCUUGUACCCUUACAGCUCAUUCAGGAAUAUAUUAAGAUGGAAAUGUCCCAGGCCAAACCCAAGAUGAAGCUGUUACGACAGGCUUAUGAGGAUGCAGUGACUGAAUUUGGGUCGACAGAUACUGACCUUUGGAUUAACUACAUUCAACUAGAACAGACCCACCCACAGGGCAAACCAGAGGAGGCAGGCACGAUCCACUUCAGAGCAGUGAAAUGUCUGGAGGGUGAUCUCAAUCAGCAAUUUAUUACCAAGUACACCCUGCUACAGACUGGGCACCUGGACGCAUGACAGAGGUCACAUAUCUAUAAUGUAUAUAUAGUCACGACACUUGGACAGAGGAAUGUAUAACAAAGUUAGCAAUACAGACUGGGCACCUGGAUGCAUGACAGAGGUCACAUAUCUAUGAUGUAUAUAGUCUGGACAGUUGAAUGUAUGACAGAGGUCACACAUAUAGACUGGACACAUGGAUGUAUGACAGAGGUCACACAUAUAGACUGGACACAUGGAUGUAUGACAGAGGUCACACAUAUAGACUGGACACAUGGAUGUAUGACAGAGGUCACAUAUCUAUGAUGUAUAUAGUCUGGACAGUUGAAUGUAUGACAGAGGUCACACAUAUAGACUGGACACAUGGAUGUAUGACAGAGGUCACACAUAUAGACUGGACACAUGGAUGUAUGACAGAGGUCACACAUAUAGACUGGACACCUGGAUGCAUGACAGAGGUCACAUAUCUAUGAUGUAUAUAGUCUGGACAGUUGAAUGUAUGACAGAGGUCACACAUAUAGUCUGGACAGUUGAAUGUAUGACAGAGGUCACACAUAUAGACUGGACACAUGGAUGUAUGACAGAGGUCACACAUAUAGACUGGACACAUGGAUGUAUGACAGAGGUCACACAUAUAGACUGGACACAUGGAUGUAUGACAGAGGUCACAUAUCUAUGAUGUAUAUAGUCUGGACAGUUGAAUGUAUGACAGAGGUCACACAUAUAGACUGGACACAUGGAUGUAUGACAGAGGUCACACAUAUAGACUGGACACAUGGAUGUAUGACAGAGGUCACACAUAUAGACUGGACACCUGGAUGCAUGACAGAGGUCACAUAUCUAUAAUGUAUAUAGUCUGGACAGUUGAAUGUAUGACAGAGGUCACACAUAUAGACUGGACACAUGGAUGCAUGACAGAGGUCACAUAUCUAUGAUGUAUAUAGUCUGGACAGUUGAAUGUAUGACAGAGGUCACACAUAUAGACUGGACACAUGGAUGUAUGACAGAGGUCACAUAUCUAUGAUGUAUAUAGU
Ylistrum balloti is the source of this 2870-nucleotide messenger RNA. Its product is annotated as U3 small nucleolar RNA-associated protein 6 homolog. Gene Ontology annotation, molecular function: protein binding; snoRNA binding. Gene Ontology annotation, cellular component: Pwp2p-containing subcomplex of 90S preribosome; small-subunit processome. Lineage: Eukaryota; Metazoa; Mollusca; Bivalvia; Pectinida; Pectinidae. The transcript has 22 exons. Gene Ontology annotation, biological process: maturation of SSU-rRNA from tricistronic rRNA transcript (SSU-rRNA, 5.8S rRNA, LSU-rRNA). The record is from RefSeq and is a predicted model, not a curated record. The coding region runs from base 79 to 1857 and encodes 592 amino acids.